This is a messenger RNA of Trichomonas vaginalis G3, 738 nucleotides long. RefSeq lists its product as uncharacterized. The transcript has a single exon. NCBI's taxonomy places the organism in Eukaryota, Parabasalia, Trichomonadida, Trichomonadidae. The record is from RefSeq and is a predicted model, not a curated record.
UUGGCCGACCAUUUAACAGAAAUUCAGCAAAAAAGAUUUAAAUUAUGUUCAGAAGUGAUAUUUGAAGCCCAAAAGCAGAUCAAUCAAGCACAAACUAUUGUUGAUGGUCUAAACCAAUGUUUCCAUGGCGAAAAUCAUGAAGUUUUCGCUAAUGAUACUCAAAUUAAAUUAUUAAUCAACGAUAUCACAAAAGAUGUCCAGCAAAUCAUCUCCAAAGGCAACAGAUUGUUUGUAGCACCAUCAUUGACCCCAAUUCAGUUCCAGGAUCCUCCGAAAUUAAUAAUUGACCAAAUUUCAACAGAACAAAUCACCAGAUGCAAAGAGAAGAUCAAUAAGUUGAAUGAAAUACUCGAUACAUCCGAAAACUACCAAAAUCUUGCUAUAGAAGAGCUAAAUGAAAUUGUUGAAUCUUUAACCAACAUUUCAAAGUCCCAGACCACUUCACUUUCUAAUUUAUCGAUUUCGGAUAACUCUCUAAACGACGAUAGCGAUGAAAUCGAAAAAUUCCUUGAAUUAAAACGGAAAGUUUUAUCUAAGCAGAAGGAGAGACUCACAGACCUCAAGGACAUGAUCGAGAUGCUUCCAGAUACUGUUAAAAGCCUUGAAGUUGAAAAUAUCCCAGAAAUCGAAGAAUCAAAAAUUCAAAAAGAUAAUUUCAUGGAAGAAAUCGAAGUUAUGACACCACCUGUAUCAGAUCCUUUCACUGAUUCGAACCAAGUUUGUUGCAGAAGAUUUUGA